This is a messenger RNA of Monodelphis domestica (gray short-tailed opossum), 3211 nucleotides long. RefSeq lists its product as uncharacterized. The record is from RefSeq and is a predicted model, not a curated record. Lineage: Eukaryota; Metazoa; Chordata; Mammalia; Didelphimorphia; Didelphidae.
ACCAAACAGGGCUGCAAAUAGCAAGAAGCUUCAGUGCAAGGGAGGAAGUCACCAGGAGAAUGCUGAUAAACGCCAGAGCCAGUUUGUUUACACUGAGACUCCAGCAAUAUAUCAUGAGUCAGAAAAUUCAAGCCACCAGAUGCUUUCCGACAAAGGGGGUCCAACAGGACCGUUCUGAGGGUGGGGUGGAAAGGGAGAACCUGAGACUCGGGAAGCAGGGGAGAAAUCAUGCCCACAACCCGAGGGUUGCUUCUCAGGGGCUGACCUGACCCCUGCCCUGCUUCAAGAGAUAGCACUGGGGCCUGCUCAUUUAAGGACUGCGCGAAAGGACCUAGGCACCGGCGAGGGUCGAACCAAGUUCCCAGGGAGAGGGAAUUAAGGUCACCCGAGUGGGGUGUCCGGCAGGGAGAGAAGACAGCUGGCUAGGGAGGACUUAAACGGGGGCAGGCCGAGGAAGGGGGAGUCAGGUCCCACAGAGGAAACUGGUUCAGUCUUGGGUAAAGAGGGCCGGCCAUAGGGGGAAAUGGGGGACAGGCCCGGGAAGAGGGGGGCAGGCUGGGCCGCAGCAGGACACGGACCGAGCAGGUCAGGGGGUGUCCGGCUGGGGCGGUUACAAGCCCGGGAGCCGGCGAGGCUCGGCGCCCUGCUCCCUGCCUUGGGGCAUCCUCCUGCCAGCGGCUGCUCUGGCUGCUCCGGGCCGGGCCGCCUGGUCCGCUGCCACCGCUGCCGCCGCCAUCUUACACUGGCCAGCCGCCGCCACCGACGCCACCGACGCCGCCGCCGCCGCUACUCUCUGCGCUUGCGCCUGCGCCGCCGCGCUUUCCGGCCCCGUUUGCGACGAGGCGCCCGAGGAGAGCUGGAGAUGGGUAGAGCGCGAGCUCCCGUCCCCCAACACUUCUCUGCAGUCCUGCUGGGCGGGGUGAGGCCGGUGGCUAACGGAAGACCUGAGGUCCAGCGCGUGCGUAUUGGGGCUCCAGAAAGCCCCGAGGCAGUGGCUGAGUCGUUCCUUCAAAUGGCGGAGAACGAAAUUUCAGCUGGACCAUCCUCAGAAAAAAAUUGUCUGCGCAUCUCAGGGGCCGUGCAGAGGUGCAGAGGGCCUGGCCUCCACCCAAGAUUCGCCUGCCUGCUGCAGGGUACGGAAACAGGCUGUCGUAGCGAGAAGCCUCGGCCCUCAGCGCCGUGCAGCCCCCGCCUGGCGAGGCACGCGGCUCCAGUGCCCUUACCCGCCCGCCAGCUGUGGUCUCUGUGGCUCUUCCCCCCUGCGCCUGGGGAAACGCGUCUCCUCCGGCCUUGAGCUAAUUUCUGCCGAGCACUCUGAGCACUUCCAGCAGCGAAUCCAGCCUUCCCCUGAGAGCGGCCAUUUCCACGCUAAAAUAUCCACGACGAGGUUGGAAUGGCACUGGAGCUGGAGUCCCCGAGGCUUUGAUGUCUCAACCCAGUUGGCAAGGAGCCAGCAGUGAGGGCGAAAAGGCUGGAAGCUGGCCUAAGGAGUCAGGGGUGAGAGAACUGGUUUCACCAAGCCAAUGGAGAAGAAAAGAGACUGGGCAGGGGUGGGGGAGGCGGACCGAAGCUACGUCCCGGGGCCUACGGAGGCUACCGCAGCUGCCCAGUACCCCUGUCUCCGACCCUGGGCUCCCUGGGCCGAAGAAGUUCGUCACCGAACCGGGCCAGGGGUUGGCAGCCCUUCUUGCAGCGAAACCCCGACUCCAGCGGGAUGGACCCUGAAGGGAAAGUCAGCCCUCACCCAGCGCCAGCUUUUGCGCUUUCUAUCACCCUCCACGCCUGGCAUCCCAGGUCCUUCGUCCCCGCAAUGGCCCCAGCCUGGCCCUUACUUUCCAAAAGCUCGUCCAUCUCCGGGUCCGCGCUGGAAGGACUCUCUUCCUCUGCUGCGGCCAUCUUGCUACCUUCGACUUGCCGUAGAAGGCUGGACUCUUGUCUUCCUACCACGUGCUCCCCUCUUCCUACCCGCUGUCCUUCGGUCUCGCGCAGCCAAUGAGAAGAGAGGCGCGCCAAGAGCCGCCAUUUUUAAAGAGACAGAUGACCUCAUUUUUCUCGUCUUGUUGACAUCUCUCCUACUGCUUCUGCCAAACUGAGCGGUUCAUCUUCCCCGCCCCCGCCCUCGUGCAUCCCACUUCCACAAGUCUCCACCUGUUGAAAUCCCUUCAAAGCCCAAUUCUGGUAUCACUCCUUCCCUGAAACAUCCUUAGUCCUAGCUGAAAACGAUCUUUCUUCACUUUAUUCAAAGCUUUGCGUGACUCAUUAUAGCUCGCAUUAGCUAUUUUGUACAGGUUUAAUCCUUUUGGAUUGCAAAUUUUGACAGGAAAUACUUUUGUAUUUUCCACAAUAGAAAGAAUACCAGACACUGAGUGACUGUGAAUGCCAUUUAACCUCAUUUGUAAAAUGUGGUUGAUAAUGUUUGUCUUACAAGGUUGUUGCAAGGAAAGCAUCUUGUCAUUCACAAAAGGAUAUGCAAAUAUGUAAUUUCAUCUUUGUAUUUAUUGCCUUGCAUUUUUAAUAAAUGUUUGUUAAAUUGAGCCUGCAAAUUAACCUAGACCUAGAUCAGACACAGAGCUUAGUAACAUGACUUUUUUUUUUGCCCUGCUUCCCUUAAUCUUUUUAGAGACUCUAUAAAGUCAUAAUAAAUCUUCCACAGUCCCAUCCUGAGAUGUAAGGAGGUGACAGCUUGAGACAAAUUUGAAAGCCACCUGUAACUGACAUGUACAAUCUUACAGACAAAAAAAAAUGAAUGCUUAGUAAUUGCAUGUUAUUUGAAGCCAAUCUUUCUCCUGUUUCUUCACUUCUUAAUUUUUUAACUAACUUCAAGUUUUACACUAGUAUCCACCCUUUCAAGCAGUUAAAAUUAAUAACAGCAGGCUAACUCAUUUAACCCACUCAAUUCCUUAGUACAUCAACAUGUUUUGUGUUCUACAUUUGCUAUAUUUGUCAAAAACCAUUUUAAGAAAUUGAACUUGUUAUCCUCUUAGAUGCAUCUGCUUCUCCACUCACAUAAUUCAGGCCCUCAUUGACUCUUCUUCAUCCCUCACCUGUAUUUAAUAGCCUCCCCCUUAGGCCAAUGUAAGCUCUGAGAAUGAGGGGACUAGUUGGGCUACUGUGGGGUUUUUUAUUUGUUUUUUCUUGGUUUUGUUUGUUUACCUUUGUACCCCCAUUACUUGCACAAAACAGGUGCUUAUUAAAUGUUAGUUGAAUUGAU